CGUACAUUUACUUCGAUGCAGAUAGCCAGUGAGCUAACAUGUGAGUGGGAGUGUUGACAGGUACGUUUAAUACAAAAUAAGAAGAUAAGUCCUAAUUAGUCUUAAUGUACUAUCGUAUUUGUUACCUCUCCUUCCAGUUUUGUAACAAAGGUCAGCGUAGACGCUGAAGUUUAGCAUGUCCUGACAGCCUUUUUGAGCACCACCAGUGAAUAUCAGUAGGACUGGACACAGCAGACUGAGGACAACAUGUCCCCGUGUCAGAGGUUACUUUCCUUUGUGAAGCACAGAAGCUUGUGGACGCAUGUUCACAGAAAUGUCACCACAUGGUCUCCUGUUGGAGCUGCUUUCAAUGCCAGACCUACCAGGAGAGUGGACCUGUUCGAGAAAAGCGUGGGUUUGUUUGGGGUGCCAGAGCUGAACUGUCCUGCAGGCUUCCAGGCUGCCACAAGGACAGCUCUCAAAGACACUGAGCUCCUGGUCCAGAAAACUUGUUCUUGUCUUCCAGGGGCUGAGACGGUGGAGUCUUUUGACCAGCUAUCAGAUGGUUUGUGUAAGGUGGCUGAUCUGGCCGACUUUGUUAAAGUCGCUCAUCCAGACCCAGCGUUCCGCGAGGCAGCGGAGAAAACCUGUGUAGAAAUCGGCACAGUUGUGGAGAAGCUGAACACUAAUGUUGAGUUAUGCAGAAGUCUGAAGGAUUUGCUGGAUGAUCCAGACAUAGUGGCUCAGCUGGACCCUGACACAAGACGAGUAGCAGAGUUGUUUAUGUUCGACUUUGAAAUCAGUGGAAUCCAUCUAGAUGACAAACUGAGGAAAGAGGCAGUUGCCCUUCAUGUGAAGCUGUUGGACCUAAGCAAUGAGUUUUUGGUUGGCUCUCACAUGCCCAACAGGAUUGCCAGGUCUGUGAUUCCUGAACAUCUACAUCUACACUUUGCAAAUGAAGGAAGCUUCAUCCAAGUUUCAGGACUGCAUGCAGACACCCCAGAUGACUUGGUGCGAGAGAUUGCCUACAGGAUUUACCUCUAUCCCAACGCCGAUCUGCUGAAGUGUCUGGAAGAGCUGCUGAAGUGCAGAUACAAAAUGGCCAAACUAGUGGGCUACGAGUCCUUCGCACACAGAGCCUUAAAGGGAACAAUGGCCAAAACACCAGAGACGGUGAUGAGCUUUCUUCAGAUGUUAACAGACAAGCUGUCUGACAGAACAGCACAAGACUUCAAGAUGAUGAGCGACAUGAAGAAGAAACUCAACCCUCGUAAUUCUGAGCUCAUGCCCUGGGAUCAUCCGUUUCUCAGUGGUGUCUUGCGUGCAGAAAGGUACAACAUUGAGCCGAGUCUAUACAGUCCCUACCUGUCUCUGGGAGCUUGUAUGGAGGGUUUAAACAACCUCUUCUCGCAGCUCUAUGGCGUCUCCCUCAUGUCUGAACAUCCUAGUGCUGGUGAGCUGUGGAGCGAGGAUGUCCGCAAACUGGCUGUGGUACAUGAGAAAGAGGGAUUACUGGGAUAUAUCUACUGUGACUUUUUCCAACGGUCAGAGAAACCUCAUCAGGACUGUCACUUCACCAUCCGUGGAGGCCGUUGGUGCCGUAAAACUGGUCAGUACCAACUGCCAGUUGUGGUACUGAUGCUGAGUUUGCCCCAUCCCACCAAGAGUGCCCCCACCCUGCUCACUCCGGGCAUGAUGGAGAACCUGUUCCAUGAAAUGGGGCACGCCAUGCACUCCAUGCUGGGACGCACUCGCUACCAGCAUGUCACAGGAACCAGAUGUGCAACUGACUUUGCUGAAGUCCCCUCCAUCCUCAUGGAGUACUUUGCAACUGACUAUCGCGUCAUCAGUCAGUUUGCACGCCAUUAUGAAACUGGACAGCCGUUGCCUGAGAGUAUGGUGUCGCGACUGUGUGAGUCAAAGAAGGUGUGUGGAGCCGCGGACAUCCAGCUGCAGAUUUUCUAUGCCGUCUUGGACCAGAUAUAUCAUGGCAAACCUCAAAACCACUCCACCACAGAAAUCCUGAAAGAGAUGCAGCAGAAAUUUUACGGCUUGCCCUAUACAUCUAACACGGCAUGGCAGCUGAGAUUCAGCCACCUGAUUGGCUAUGGGGCCAAAUACUACUCCUACCUCAUGUCCCGGGCUGUGGCCUCAAUGGUGUGGCGACAGUGCUUCGUUCAGGAUCCUUUGAACAGGGACAUGGGAGAACGUUAUCGACGGGAGAUGCUGGCCCAUGGAGGAGCCAAGGAGCCCAUGCUCAUGGUGGAAGGGAUGCUGCAGAGACGACCUUCCAUCGAGGACUUUGUUGACGCGCUGGUGUCUGAACUUAACCCAAACUUUGAGACUUUCAUCAUGGACUCUGAGAGCUGAAAACGGUGGUGGUGCAGAAAUGGACUUGAAGCUUUCCUGCUGAUUUAAAAAAAAAAAAAAAUGAUGGCAGUACUGUCUGUAAAUGAAUUGUAUAAAUUUUAUGAAUCCUUGGUCUCUUAAGAGUCACACUUUUGCUGUCAAGAAAAAGAUGAGCAGAAUCAUCUUUAUUGGACAAGUUUGUGCACACAAACAAGGAAAUUGACUUGGUUCUACUUUUCUCUCUAAUACAACAAACAAUAAAUAUAUUAACAGAA
This is a messenger RNA of Solea senegalensis (Senegalese sole), 2603 nucleotides long. RefSeq names its product mitochondrial intermediate peptidase-like. The transcript is spliced from 19 exons. Lineage: Eukaryota; Metazoa; Chordata; Actinopteri; Pleuronectiformes; Soleidae. The coding region runs from base 247 to 2349 and encodes 700 amino acids. Gene Ontology annotation, biological process: peptide metabolic process. The record is from RefSeq and is a predicted model, not a curated record. Gene Ontology annotation, molecular function: metalloendopeptidase activity. Gene Ontology annotation, cellular component: mitochondrion.